CCUCUGAAGCAGUUAGUUGUCAGUGAGGAGCUGCUCAGACGGACUACCAGUACCUCGAUAUAAAGCUACACAUCUGCCCUCGUACCCCCAGAGGAGAUCGCCGCCCCCCCCCCGGAGGAGGAGCAGGGAGGAGGACCUGCAGGAGGAUCAAGAUGUUGAGGUGUGAAGCUCCUCGGUGUGUCUGCUUCUGGUCUCUGCUGCUGCUGCUCCACGACCCCAGUGGCUCCGCCCCCACAGAGUCCGACGGGUGCAGGAUCUCUGUGUCAGAACCAGCGUCCGGUGUGGACUCCGUCUCCCUCACCGUCAGCGCCGCCGGACCCAACUGCUCCCUCGCCGUCUCCUCCCAGGACGGCGCCGUCGAGUGCAUGAGACGAGGAGCAGGAGGCGACGGGGCGGAGACGAAUGAGACCGGAGGACCGGAGCGAGCAGAGGAGGAGAAGAUGGAUGGAAACCUGACAGGAGUCCAGCACAAUGAGGGGGGAGGAGUCUUCACCUGUGUGCUGGAUCACCUGGAGCCUGGAACCGCCUACAAGCUGGAGAUCCAGUCCCACAGGGACCAGGAGGCCGCCAACGUCACCCUGCACACCAAGCCAGCGGCGGUCAGCGGCCUGUCGGUGACCUCUAGGGCCUCCAGAAGCCUGGGCCUUUCCUGGCAGGCCGGCCCGGGACGAACGCAGCGCUUCAGGCUGCAGCUGUGGGAUCUAACUGGUCUGCUGAGGAACGAGACGCUGGAGAGCACAGCGACGCAACGCACCCUCUCCGACCUGACACCGGGCCGACUGUACAACGUUACCAUGGUGACGGAGGCCGGCGGGCUGCAGAACAGCCGGACAACGGCGGCCCGGACAGUUCCCGCCGCUGUCGCCAACCUCACCGCCGAACCCGGCAACGGGACCGGCCUGUUGUUGUCAUGGCAACGGGCCGAGGGCGAUCUUGACGCUCUUGUCGUCUCUCUCUCGACCAACGGCACCAGCUCCUGGGAGGCGACGCUGAGGCCAAACGAGACCGAGGUCGCCGUUGACCCGCUGACCCCCGGCUCGGCCUAUCGGGUGGAGGUGACCUCGAGGAGCGGCGAGCUGACGAGCCAAUCAGAAAUCACUGCCAGGACAGCUCCGGCGGCGGCGUCCCUCCUCUCCCUCUCCCUCUCGCCCUCCUCCCCCGGGGGCCUCCUCCUCUCCUGGUCGCCCCCCCCCGGCCACUGGGAGGGCUACAGGCUGCUCCUCUUCGACGGCUCCCAGCAGGUAGUCAGUGCCGCUGCGGGCCGAGAGGCCGCCAACUUCAGCUUCCCCGGGACGGGACUAACGCCUGGAAGGCGGUACAGAGCCGUGCUGCGCGUGGAGAGCGGCGGCCUGACGGCGGAGAGCAGCUGUGACGGAGCGACAGCUCCGGCCGCCGUGGACGACCUCCACAUACGACACUCGGACGAGACGUCGCUCAGCGCCAUGUGGAGCCACGCCCCCUCCGGGUCACGUGACGGAUACUUCCUGACCAUCAGCCACGGCGGCGUCACCAUAGCUACCAGGGAGGUGCAUUCAGACACGAGGGAGUGCACCUUCAACGUGCUGCAGCCCGGCAGGCAGUACACCAUCACCGUGACAACCAGGAGCGGGAUGCUCAACACCUCCGUGUCCCUGCAGGGGAGGACGGUGCCCAUGGCGCUGCACGCCAUCACUCUGACGAGCUCCGGGGUCAGCAGCCUCCGGGCAUCAUGGGAGAAACCACCAGGAGACGUGGACUCGUACACGAUGACCCUGCUAAGGGACAGCGUGGUGAUUCAGAACUACAGCGUUCCGGUCACUUCUUCUUCUCUGCUGCUCGGCGGUUUGAUCCCCGGCGCCAUCUACAGUCUGCAGGCCGCCACCGUCAGCGGGAGGCUGCAGUCCAAGAGCACGACGCUGCAGGGACGGACCGCCCCGGCGUCGGUCUCCGAGGUGACGGUCUCUAACGGCGGCCGGUCGGACACCCUGCGGUCGUCGUGGCGACCGGCUCUGGGUGUGGUGGACAGCUACCUGGUGCGCCUGAUGGACGCGAGUCGCACCGUCCACACGCUCGUGGUGUCGCGCUCCUCCGCCCCCGAGUGCUCCUUCAGCUCGCUGGUCGCCGGGCGACUGUACUCCGUCGUCAUAACGACGAGGAGCGGCGCCCUGGAGAACGCCACCGAGGUUCAAGCGCGAACACAACCAGCAACCGUUCAAAACCCGACAGCUGUUCACUCUGCGAGGGACGGCUUCCUCAAGGUGUACUGGAGCCGUGCAGCAGGAGACCUGGACCGCUACGUGGUUCUGAUCCGUUACAACAACAGCGUUCUUCAGAACCAGAGCGUCUCCGCAGCCCACAACGAGUGUGUCUUCUCCUCGCUGUUGCCGGGCAGACUCUACACCGUCACCGUGGAAACCUGGAGCGGGGAGUACGUGGUCAGCGUCUCCACCGACGGACGCACAUUUCCGGCGGCCGUUGGAAACCUGUCGCUAGGCAAAGAAGGAACAGGCGAACUAACCGUCAUGUGGAGCCCCGCCCCCGGUGACGUGGACCACUACGAGGUGACGCUCCUCUUCAACGACAUCAGGGCGUUCCCCCCCAUCACGCUGGGCAGCGAGACCCGACGCCACCGGCUGACCUCCCUGACCCCGGGACGUCUCUACAAGGUCGUGGUGUCCACCUUCAGCGGGCCGAACCAGAGGGCCCAGUUCAUCGAGGGACGCACAGUUCCCAGUGCGGUGGGGAACCUGCGCCUGGCGCCCUGGGUCGGCCCGAAGGCCCCCGUCGGCGGGCUGCUGGUCUCCUGGACCCCCGGAGACGGGGACCUGGACAUGUACAUCGUGUCCUUGUCCACUGCGGAUGGUGUGGUCAUAGAGACUCGCCCCGUCCCCAAACACGUGUCCUCCCUGGACUUCCUGGAUCUGACCCCGGGCCACGCCUACACCGUCACCGUCCAAUCGCUGAGCGGCAAGCUGAACAACAGCGAAGCGGCGAGCGGCAGAACGGCUCCGGCCCGAGUCACGGCCCUGCAGGCCGACAACGACCACACCGCCCACAGCCUGACGGUCAGCUGGGAGAGGCCCGUGGGCGUCUACGACGGCUACGCCCUGCAGCUAUUGGACGAGGCCGGCGUCCUCUUGGCCGAGCGUUCGCCCCCGGCCAGGCGGCACAGCGAGCGCCUGGAGGGCCUGACCUCGGGGAGGUGGUACCGGGUCAAGGUGGUCACGCUCAGCGGCGGCGUUCCAUCGCCAGAGGCCACGGCGGAGGGACAGACCCGUCCGGCGGCCGUCAGUAAUCUGACCGUCACCUCCUCCAACACCUCCUCGCUCUCCUUCUCCUGGCGGCCCUCGCAAGGUCACGUCGACAACUACGACCUGUCGCUCUACAGCGUCGCCGAGGCAACGGCCAGUCAGGAGCCGGAGGCGGCAGGGAGCCGGAAGGACUAUGAGCAGCUCGUGGCGCGUCAGAAGGCGGGCGCGGCUGCAGGCGGCCGUUGCUUCUCGGCGCUGCGAGCAGGAAGUCUCUACCGGCUGCGGGUGGUGAGCUGGAGCCGGAACCUGAGCAGCGACUCCGCGGUGCUGACCCGGACCGUCCCGUCUGCGGUCUCCUCGCUCCGGGUUCAGAGUUCAGGGCGGACGGACCGCCUGGCGGUCAGCUGGCAGCACGCAGACGGAGGCCGCAGCAGCUACCAGGUCUUCUUGUACGACGUCUCUGGAGCCUCACUGGCGACCCAGACUCUGGGGGCGGAGCAGACGAGUCACAUGUUCUCUGGGCUGGUCCCUGGUAGGCUGUACCGCGCUGAGGUCGUCACACGCAGCGGGGAACUGACCAAUAAGAUGUCAGCGUUGGGACUCACCGCGCCGCAGCCGCCCACCCACCUGUCCGUCAAACAAGGCCCGACUAAUCACAGCGUAGAGCUGUCGUGGUCUGGUCCCGCCUCCGGAGACUUCGACAGCUUCAGCCUGCAGUGGACCCCUCCGGACCGCCUGUCCGUCACACAGACCCACCUGACCGGCCGCACGGUGGGCGGGAUGUAUCCGGGCCGACGGUACAACUUCACCGUGGCGACCGUUGCUGGGGGCGGAGCCAAGGGCGGGCCUAUUGAAAGCAGCCAGCCAAUCCAGAGGAACGUCAGAACGAGUCCGUCUCCUCUGAAGUCCAUCCACUGCUUCCCUCUCUCCUCCUCCUCCCUCUCCUGCUCCUGGUCGCCUCCUCUCUCCGACUUUGACUCUUUCGAGGUCAAGUGCCGUCGCCACGACGACGGGGAGCUGACCUCGGCGCUGCGGCUGGCGAGCGGCGUCACCGCGGUAACGCUGGACCGCCUGGAGGCCUACAGGAAGUACUCUGUGACGGUCAGAGUGUCCUCAGCGGGACACACGAGUCCACCGGAGACACACACCACUGUCACCAUGAUCGACCGUCCUCCGGUCCCGCCCCCAAGCGUCCGUGUCAGCGAGAGGUCGGCGAAGGUCACGUCGUCCUCCAUCCUGUUCCGCUUCAACUGCUCGUGGUUCAGCGACGUCAACGGCGCCGUGCGAUACUUCGCCGUCAUCGUGGUCGAGUCUGAUGCCAAUGAGAUGCUGAAGCCGGAGCAGCGCCACCCGCUGCCCUCCUACCGCGACUACGUCAGCAACGCCUCCGUCAGAGCGUUCCAGACCGCCUCCUUCUCCAGCCGCUGCCCUCAGGACGCCUCCGCCGGACAGGUGAUGGAGGUGAACCUGGGGGCGGGGGGGGACCGGCUGGGCGGGGCCUGCGACCGUUACCAUGACGACGACCCCUACCUGAGCGACAGCUACGGCGGCUUCUGUGACGGGCCGCUGAGAGCCAAGACCUCCUACAGGCUCAGUGUGCGAGCCUUCACCAGACUGCUGGAUGAAAACCACAGAGAGGUUCCUCAGCCGCUCUUCAGCGACACCUACCUGUCCCCCCCCCUCAGGACGCACUCCGAGCCGUUGGGCGGCGUGGUGGAAGGUCUGAGCGCCGGCAUGUUCCUCAUCGGGGUGAUGGGGGCCGUGGCCUCGCUGCUCGUCUACAGGCAGCGGCUCCGCAAAGUGGCGGUGCAGGAGAACCCGGUGGUGAGGAUGAGUUUGUGGAAGGAGGUUCCCUCCUCCGGGAUGUACCUCGGGGUUCGGAGCAACCGUCGAGUCACCAGUCCCAUCAAAGCUGCACACUUUGAGUCUCAUCUCAACAAACUGCUCAGCGACUCCAACUUCCUGAUGUCUGAGGAGUUUGAGGAUCUGAAGGAUGUCGGAAGAAACCAAACGAUGGACGUCGCUCGACUCCCUGAGAACAGAGCGAAGAACCGCUACAACAACAUCCUGCCCUACGACUCCACCAGGGCCAAGCUGUCCUACCUGGAGGACGACCCGUCCUCCGACUACAUCAACGCCAGCUACGUCCCUGGUAAUAACUUCCGGCGGGAGUACAUCGCCACUCAGGGCCCGCUGCCCGGCACCAAGGACGACUUCUGGCGGAUGGCGUGGGAACACGGCGUCCACACCGUCGUCAUGGUGACGCAGUGCGUGGAGAAAGGGCGGGUGAAGUGUGAUGCGUACUGGCCCUCAGACCAGGAGCCCCUCUACUACGGGGACCUGGUCCUCCAGAUGCUGUCCGAGUCCGUCCUGCCCGAGUGGACCAUCAGGGAGUUCAAGAUCACCGCGGAGGGCGGCUCCUCGUACCCCCGCGUGCUGCGUCACUUCCACUACACCGUGUGGCCCGACCACGGCGUCCCCGACAGCCCCCAGUCCCUGGUGCACUUCACCCGGACCGUCCGGGACCACGUGGACCGGGCCCCCAGCACCGGGGCCACCGUGGUCCACUGCAGUGCUGGUGUGGGUCGUACAGGGACCUUCAUCGCUUUGGACCGGGCUCUCCAGCAGUUGGACUCUAAAGGAACCGUUGACCUCUACGGAUGUGUGUUCGACCUUCGCCUGCACCGCCAGCACAUGGUCCAGACCGAGUGCCAGUACUCCUUCCUGCAUCAGUGCGUGCGCGACGUGCUUCGAGCCCGUAAGCAGCGCGGCGAGCAGCAGGCGCCGCUGUGCCCCGUCUACGAGAACUUCAACCCCGAGUGGAGCCGCCGCGAGCCGCCGAUCGCCGAUCAAUACCCGCCGAUCGGCCGCAGGCCUCAAAGCGCUCGCCCUCCUCCAGGUUCCGUCUUCAGUGGACGCUGAGCGCAGGAAGCCGAUUGCGUGACGCUCACAAACAACAACAACAACAUUCAUUGCUUCAUAUUUAGUUUGAUUUGUGGAGACUUUAAACAAAUCAAAGUGUCGUCAUUUAAAACCAUAAAAGUUGUGUUUAUUUAUGAGUCACACACAUCGCUGGAUGUAAAUAAUGCUUCUUUAUACAAGAGUUUUUCUAUUUAUCACAUUUAAUAAAAAGGACUCAUUUAGCUGUAAGAACUUGUUUAGACAAAAAGUCCAAUAAUUAACUUCAGGUCCAUUAUUGAUCUGGGAUUCCAAUAUUGAAUUGUUAUUAAACAUAAUGUAUAAGGCACAUUAAUGUAGGUUGUUAUUAUUAUUAUAUACGUGAUAUUAGUGGUUAUUUUACUCGUUGAUGGUGUAACGUUUAUUGGAUCAUUAAAAGAUAAAUAAUCGUGUUGCUCAA
This is a messenger RNA of Pungitius pungitius (ninespine stickleback), 6588 nucleotides long. It is a transcript of the gene ptprb, whose product is annotated as protein tyrosine phosphatase receptor type b. Lineage: Eukaryota; Metazoa; Chordata; Actinopteri; Perciformes; Gasterosteidae. Gene Ontology annotation, biological process: angiogenesis; peptidyl-tyrosine dephosphorylation involved in inactivation of protein kinase activity. The transcript is spliced from 39 exons. Bases 153 to 6152 code for a protein of 1999 amino acids. Gene Ontology annotation, cellular component: signaling receptor complex. Gene Ontology annotation, molecular function: protein tyrosine phosphatase activity; cadherin binding. The record is from RefSeq and is a predicted model, not a curated record.